Verticillium dahliae VdLs.17 is the source of this 1659-nucleotide messenger RNA. RefSeq names its product lysine-specific permease. The transcript has 3 exons. Bases 1 to 1659 code for a protein of 552 amino acids. Gene Ontology annotation, biological process: amino acid transmembrane transport. Gene Ontology annotation, molecular function: amino acid transmembrane transporter activity. Gene Ontology annotation, cellular component: membrane. Lineage: Eukaryota; Fungi; Ascomycota; Sordariomycetes; Glomerellales; Plectosphaerellaceae. The record is from RefSeq and is a predicted model, not a curated record.
AUGGCGCGCCAUUCUCACGACGGAGUUGACCACAUCUCUCCGGAUAUCGAGCGAGCGGCUGCGGACUAUCAUGCGGGCAGCGAUGACAAGGAAGCCAUUCUACCGCCGCAGCUCGGCGUCGGCGGCCAAGGUGGCACCCAGCGCCACCUCCGCGACUACCAGGUCACGAUGAUUGGCUUCUGCAGCGGCAUCGGGACCGGCCUGUUCAUCGGCACCGGCUCGGCGUAUGCACAGGCCGGCCCCGCAGGUUUGCUGCUUGCGUACAUCAUCGUCGGCGCUGUGCUUUGGUGUGUGAUGCAGAGCAUCGGCGAACUCGCAACCUUGAUUCCAACGGCGGGCACUUUCCCCCACUGGGCGACACGCUUCAUCGACCCUGCAGUCGGCUUCUCGCUGGCCAUCUCAUAUGGCUACUGCUACACCAUCUCGAUCGCCGCCGAAGCUUCUGCAUCGGCCAUCUUGGUGGCGUACUGGACAGACAUGACGCCGGCUGUCAUCAUCACCAUCUCGCUUGUGCUCAUUCUGGCCAUCAACCUCCUGAAUGUACGAUGGUAUGGCGAGGUUGAGGUCUUCAGCGGUUCGGUCAAGGUGCUCUGCUUCCUUGGCCUCAUCCUCGUGUCCAUCGUCAUCACCUCCGGAGGUGGGCCAAAUGGCGAGGCUAUCGGAUUCCGGUACUGGAACAACCCGGGCCCCUUUGUCCAGUACAACGACAUCAAGGGAACGACUGGCCAGUUCCUUGGCGUCCUGUCCGCCUUUGUCAACGCGUCCUUCUCCUUCAUCGGUGUUGAGACGGUUGUCAUCUGCGCUGCCGAGUCGAUCAACCCCCACAAGGCUAUCCCCACGUCCACGAGCCGCGUCACCUAUCGCAUUGGCCUUUUCUAUAUUCUCGGUGCUCUGCUCAUCGGCCUCAUCGUGGACCCUCGCAACCCCGACCUCGUCUCGGACGCUGGCAACGGCAACGCAUCGCCCUGGGUCAUCGCCAUCAGGCAAGCGGGGAUCUCCAUUCUGCCGUCCAUUGUCAACGCGUGUAUCCUCGUGUCGGCAUGGUCUGCCGGCCUCUCGUACUGCUGGGUCGGCUCGCGCAUGAUCGUUGCCAUGACCACUGACGGCCAGCUGCCCAGCGUCUUCGGCCGCACGUGGUCCAACGGUGUGCCCUACGUCGCCGUCAUCACGGCCUGGCUCUUCGGACCUUUCGCAUACCUCAGUCUGGGCUCGGGCGGCGCGGGUCAGGCGUUCACGUGGCUGCUCAACCUCAGCACCGUGUCGGGUCUCAUCGCGUGGGCGACGCUCUGCUUCUGCUACAUCCGCUUCCACCGCGCCAUGAAGGUGCAGGGCAUCAGCCGCGACACUCUGCCGUGGAAGUCGCCAUUCCAGCCUUACACGGCCUGGUUCGGCUUCAUCGGUGCCACCAUCAUUACUUUUGUCGCCGGUUUCCCCGUGUUCCUCAAGGGUAACUGGUCGACUGCCGACUUUAUCGCGUCGUACAUCAGCAUUCCCAUCUUUAUCCUGCCCAUUAUCGGCUGGAAGCUGUGGCACAAGACCAAGUUCCAACGUGCCGCGACGAUUGAUUUGUGGUCGGGUCGUCUGCAUGAGUCGCAGCAGCCGCCGCCCAAGCCGAUUGCAACGGACUUCAAGGGCAAGGUCCAUAACUUCUUUUCAUGA